This is a messenger RNA of Physcomitrium patens, 2018 nucleotides long. RefSeq lists its product as uncharacterized. The record is from RefSeq and is a predicted model, not a curated record. NCBI's taxonomy places the organism in Eukaryota, Viridiplantae, Streptophyta, Bryopsida, Funariales, Funariaceae.
CAUGCUGGACCUCGGAGGACAAUUGCUGUUGGGUGGGUAGCUCGUGGGUUUCUAGUUCCGGUUUGAGGGUCGUCGCGGAGCUCGGUGGUGGAUUUGAUUUGGAGGAAACCAUAAGUUUGGGGUAAUGGGGUAAUGUGUGGAAGCGUACCCAUUUUUUGAGAUUUUUACUUCGAUCUUUUUGGGCGUGGUGGGCUUGCGAGUUAAGCUUCACAGUUGAUUCGUCUGGAGAACAAUGAAGGAGGAGGGAAAGAAGUAUGCCUGAAGGGAUGAGUGGUUCAGGCGAUUACGUGCAUUUUAAGGCCCAUGUGCCCCUCCACCAUAUCCCGGUUGGAUCAAAUGGCUUUAAGCAGUGGCGCUACUACGACUAUGGCCCCAAGUCUGUGGCACCGUUAGUGUGCUUAUCUGGUGUAGCGGGGACGGCAGAUGUCUUCUACAAGCAGAUUUUGAAUCUAUGCCUUAAGGGUUACAGGGUGAUUGCGGCGGAUGCUCCUCCAGUUUGGACUCACCAGGAAUGGGUCUCAUCUUUCGAGAAGUUCUUGGAUGCUCUUGGGGUUCACCAUGUGCAUCUGUAUGGUACAUCCCUUGGCGGAUUCUUGGCCCAAAUGUUUGCUCAAUAUCGGCCGCGUCGCGUUAAAUCCUUGCUUCUCUCGAAUAGUUUUGUGGAUAACCAUGCCUUUCAGGCUUCUAUGUCUUGGUCAGCGCUCAUAAGCUGGACUCCUGAGUUUAUCUUGAAACGCUACAUCCUCACGGGAAUUCGUGACGAUCCUCAGGAGCCUCAAAUUGCUGAUUCAAUUGAUUUCGUCGUGGGCCAGCUGGAAACUCUGUCAAGGGAGGAAUUGGCAUCACGCUUGACUCUCAACACCCAGCCAGCAACGGUUGGUCAGCUCGGUCUUGCUGAUUCUUCAAUUACCAUAAUGGAUACGAAUGAUUAUUGUGCGAUCCCUACUUUUCUGAAAGACCAAGUCGGUGCGCGCUAUCCUGGGGCUCGUCGUGCACUUCUGAAGUCAGGAGGAGAUUUUCCCUUUCUUUCUCGUGCAGAUGAAGUUAACCUCCAUGCCCAGUUGCACUUGCGACGUGCAGGAGUUGAAGGUGCUGUUCAAAUCGUCCCUCAGCCCGUAGUAAAAGCUCCUCCACCUAAACAAAGAAACCCAUCUUUUGAAGAAGAGAGGAAAGGAGAAGAUAAACCCCCUACAACAUCUAGUGAGGAUCUGAAGAAGAAGGGAAUUAGUGGCAAUACCUUGAGGCGUUUGAGCACAGACAGUCUAUUUCCAUCCAGCUUGUCUGGAGUAAAGGAAACCAAGAAUGAGGACAGAAGCAUAAUCAUCAGUGAAGAGCCCUCACCUUUAGACAACCUCGAUGUGAAGAAAAAGGGACUAAAUGCGGGAUCUUCCAUGAAAAGACUAAAUUCAGGAAACCUCUUCAUGAGCAAUAAUGGUUCGUUUCAUCGAAACGUGGAUCCUCUGGGGCCCUUGGGAAAUGAUCUACUUGUGUCACCACGAGUCUUCAUGCGACCUAAUGGAUCCGCAAGCUCAAGUGCGGUGGAACCAUGAGUUCGCGUGCGAUAAUAUUGAAUCGAAAUCUUUUGAAUCAUCGGUUACUGGGGAUGUGUUGUAGACUUCUGCUGACGAAUGUAGUAACCUGCACAGGUAAGGUUUGUCAAAUAUGAGCUCUAUUAUAGAGCAGAUGUAAUAUAUGCCUCAAGAUUCGCUGCAGUUGUUAAGGAAUAGUAAGUGGUCUAUCCAAUUAUGUAUUAUUUUGCUAUAUAGAGUAGAGGCGAUUCUUAACGGAAAUUUUAUUGGAUCAGGUGCAUGGUAGUUUGGCAAAUGUUGUGCUCAAUUAUUUUCACCUGCCUACAUGGCAGGAGUGACUUCUGCCUCAUGUUCUGAGUCAGACCUUGCCGCCAAACGCUAGGAGUGAAGGCUAGUUUUAGUAGUGGUUACGUUAAGACAUGUAUAUGUGGAUGUGAUUGGGCACACAGGUUUCUGCAAAUGUUUCAAGAUAACUUUCGUCUUGUAUCA